This is a messenger RNA of Poecilia reticulata (guppy), 3315 nucleotides long. The record is from RefSeq and is a predicted model, not a curated record. NCBI's taxonomy places the organism in Eukaryota, Metazoa, Chordata, Actinopteri, Cyprinodontiformes, Poeciliidae.
CCAGAACCAGAACCCAGCUGUGUGUCCUUUAAGAGUGACAUGUCAAAGGAUGAUUUAAUUGACUUUAAGUCUCCUGGAUCUCCACCAUCAGACAGAGUGGACCAGCAGAGCUCAGAGGUUCCCAGUGGUCCAUCUGCCGAACAGUAUCAAACACAGCUGGACUCCAUAUUUAUGCUGCUGGAGGAAAACAUUGUCACUUUUGUGAAGAACGAGUUGAAGAAAAUUCAGAAGGUUCUGAGCCCAGAUUACCCAGAAUGCUCAGAGAGUCAGAGAGAUGAUGACGUAGUGUUGGGAGGUGAGGAUGAAGAGCAGAGGAGGAACAGCAGAUUGGCAGUGAUGAAGAUCACACUGAACUUCCUGAGGAGUAUGAAGCAGGAGGAGCUGGCUGACCGUCUGCAGAGCAAAUAUUUCAAUGCUGUUUGUCAACAUCAACUUAAAUCUGGUCUGAAGAAGUUGUUCCAGUCUGUGUUUGAGGGGAUUGCUAAAGCAGGAAGUCCAACCCUCCUGAACCAGAUCUACACAGAGCUCUACAUCACAGAGGGAGGGACUGGAGAGGUCAAUGAUGAACAUGAGAUCAGACAGGUUGAAACAGCAUCUAGGAAACCACACAGACCAGAAACAACAAUCAGACAAGAAGACAUCUUUAAAGUCCCACCUGGAAGAGAUCAACCAAUCACAACAGUGAUGACAAAGGGAGUGGCUGGCAUUGGGAAAACAUUCUUAACACAGAAGUUCAUUCUGGACUGGGCUGAAGACAGAACCAACCAGAACAUCCACUUCAUAUUUCCAUUCACCUUCAGAGAGCUGAAUGUGAUGAAAGAGAAAAAGUUCAGCUUGGUGGAACUUGUUCAUCACUUCUUUACUGAAACCAAAGGAAUCUGCAACUUUGAACACUUCCAGGUUCUGUUCAUCUUUGAUGGCCUGGAUGAGAGUCGACUUCCUUUGGACUUUGAUAAUAAUCUGAUCCUGACUGAUGCAACAGAGUCCAGCUCAGUGGAUGUUCUGCUGACAAACCUCAUCAGGGGGAAACUGCUUCCCUCUGCUCUCCUCUGGAUAACCACACGACCUGCAGCAGCCAAUCAGAUCCCUCCUCAGUGUGUCGGCAUGGUGACAGAGGUCAGAGGGUUCAAUGACCCCCAGAAGGAGGAGUACUUCAGGAAGAGAUUCAGAGAUAAGGAACAGACCAGCAGAAUCAUCUCCCACAUAAAGACAUCACGAAGCCUCCACAUCAUGUGCCACAUCCCAGUMUUCUGCUGGAUCACUGCUACAGUUCUGGAGGAUGUGUUGGAGACCAGAGAGAGAGGAGAGCUGCCCAGCACCCUGACUGAGAUGUACAUCCACUUCCUGGUGGUUCAGACCAAAGUGAAGAAGGUCAAGUAUGGAGGAGCUGAAAGAGAUCCACACUGGAGUCCAGAAAGCAGGAAUAUGAUAUAUUCUCUAGGAAAACUGGCUUUUGAUCAGUUGCAGAAAGGAAACCUGAUCUUCUAUGAAUCAGACCUGACAGAGUGUGGCAUCGAUAUCAGAGCAGCCUCAGUGUACUCAGGAGUGUUCACACAGAUCUUUAGAGAGGAGAGAGGGCUGUACCAGGACCAGGACAAGGUGUUCUGUUUCGUCCAUCUGAGUGUUCAGGAGUUUCUGGCUGCUCUUCAUAUUCAUGUGAACUUGAUUAACUUUCAUGGCAACCUGAUGGAAGAAAAUUCACCAUCUUUCUCUAUGUUUUCUAAAGAAUCUAAUAUAAAUGGUCUCCAUCAGAGAGCUGUUGACCAGGCCUUACAGAGUCCAAAUGGACACCUGGACUUGUUCCUUCGGUUCCUCCUGGGACUUUCACUGCAGACCAAUCAGAGACUCCUACAAGGUCUGCUGACACAGACAGGAAGUUUCUCACAGACAAAUCAGGAAACAGUUCAGUACAUCAAGGAGAAGAUCAGUGAGAAUGUGUCUGCAGAGAAAAGCAUCAAUCUGUUCCACUGUCUGAAUGAACUGAAUGAUCGUUCUCUAGUGGAAGAGAUCCAACAGUCUCUAAGUUCAGGAAGCCUCUCCACAGAUAAACUGUCUCCUGCUCAGUGGUCAGCUUUGGUCUUCAUCUUAGUGUCAUCAGGAAAAGAUCUGGAUGUGUUUGACCUGAAGAAAUACUCUGCUUCAGAGGAGGUUCUUCUGAGGCUGCUGCCAGUGGUUAAAGCCUCCAACAAAGCUCUACUGAGUGACUGUAACCUCUCAGAGAGAAGCUGCGAAGCUCUGUCCUCUGUUCUCAGCUCCCAGUCCUCCAGUCUCAGAGAACUGGACCUGAGUAACAACAACCUGCAGGAUUCAGGAGUGAAGCUUCUAUCUGCUGGACUGAAAAGUCCAAACUGCAACCUGGAAACUCUCAGCUUAUCAGGCUGUAUGGUCUCAGAGGAAGGCUGUGCUUCUCUGGCCUCAGCUUUGACCUCCAACCCUUCCCCUCUGAAAGAGUUGGACCUGAGCUACAAUCAUCCAGGAGACUCAGGAGUGAAGCUGCUGUCGGCAGGACUGAAGGAUUCAGACAGGAGACUGGAAGCUCUCAGACUGAGUGACUGUAACCUCUCAGAGAGAAGCUGCGAAGCUCUGUCCUCAGUUCUCAGGUCCCAGUACUCCACUCUCAGAGAACUGGACCUGAGUAACAACAACCUGCAGGAUUCAGGAGUGAAGCUUCUCUCUGCUGGACUCAAGAGUCCAAAUUGCAACCUGGAAACUCUCAGGGUGGAGCCUGCUGGAUGCCGAUUCUUGWCACCAGGUCUGAGGAAGUAUUACUGUCAACUCGCCAUCGACACAAACACAGUGAGCAGAAACCUCAAACUGUCUGAAGACAACAGGAAGGUGAAAUAUGUGAAGGAGCUUCAGUCAUAUCCUGAUCAUCCAGACAGAUUUGAUGUUCCUCAGCUGCUGUGUAGAACUGGCCUGACUGGUCGCUGUUACUGGGAGGUCCAGUGGAGAGGGAGAGUUUAUAUAUCAGUGAGUUACAGAAGAAUCAGGAAGAAAAAAGACAGUACAGACUGUGGGUUUGGAUGGAAUGAUCAUUCCUGGAGUCUGAGAUGCUCCAAUCAUGGUUACUCUGUCUGGCACAAUAACAUAGAAACUCGUCUCUCCUCCUCCUUCGUCUCUAACAGAGUAGCAGUGUAUGUGGACUGUCCUGCUGGCAUUCUGUCCUUCUACAGAGUCUCCUCUGACUCACUGAUCCUCCUCCACACCUUCAACACCACAUUCACUGAACCUCUGAUUCCUGGAUUUACAGUCUGUUCUGGUUCCGAUUCCUCUUCUGUGUUUCUGUGCUCAGUUGAGUUUAAAGCAUCAAAGUAG